UCUGUGUUGGUCAGUAAAACGAAUGUGCCGGAAGGUGGAUCAGUUGACCUAAGUAUAACAGUCCAAGGCAGCCCCGAUCCGACUACUAAUGUAACACUUUCCAAACAAGGAAAUGUGAUUGCGAGUUUUAAUGGCAGCGGCACCCAUAACAUGACUGUUUCAAACCUAACGUGCGACAGUGGGGGACAGUUGUACAUUUUCUGUUAUAAUAGUGCUGGUGAAGACAAAAAGAUGGAAAACGUGACGGUUUCGGAUGCCCCAAGACUUGAUCCAAAAUUUCCAAACAGAACUUUGUAUCCACGCAUUGGAGAAAACGCUACAAUAGAAAUACACACACUUGGAUGUCCAACCCCAAUUUUCUUCUGGAUUCAUAACAAAAUACCAGUUAACCAUACAGAUGGUAAUCACACGAGCAGAGUCGACGUAAACGUUCGCGGUUAUGCCGACUUCGGAUUGUACAAUGUUGUAAUGGGAAAUCAAGCGGGCCAAGACACAUCUAAUGUCCUUCUGAAAGCAAAAGGGCCACCGGAGACACCAGUGGACUUUCGCGUUAAAGAAGUUGAAGUUUCCAAUGUGACCUUGUCGUGGGUCUCCGGGUAUAAUUAUAAUACUACACAGACGUUCAUCGUUAAGUUUCGUGAUGGAGAAGUUGCGGCGCGAGUUCCUGAUUUGACUGAUGGGCGUGGAGACAUUGUCAUCACACACACUAUCAUGGAUCUAAAUGAACUUUCCCUCUAUAGCAUGGUCGUGCAGUCAAAUAAUACGGACGGAAUAUCUCCUGCAUCGAAUGAAAUUAACUUUACAACUUUAGGAUCCCCGAAACAGGACCCAAAUGCGACAGUAAACUUUACUUCAAAGCCGCGUGUCAAGGAAAAUGUGGAUCUGGUCAUGCAUACUAUAGCUAACCCUUUUCCUGACUUCUUGUGGCAGCAUAACAACACGCGCCUGAACAGUUCAGACCAUGGUCUUACGAGCAUACUGCAUAUCAACGACGUCGCAGUGAAUGACUUUGGCUACUACAAUCUGACAGUUUCCAACAAACUUGGCCGUAUCUAUUUGCAAUUUGAACUCAUUGCAGAUGGCCCUCCAGAGGCACCUUCACAGUUCACGGCUCUGAACGUUGGAGAAACGAAUGCAACCCUUUCCUGGAUAUCUGGAUAUGAUUACAACUCCAUGCAAACCUUUGUUAUUCAAAGGUAUAUCGGCGGUAAAGCCACAGUGUUCAAAUCUUUUAUUGACGUGUCUGGCGGAGGCGGUGACGCGAUAGUCAUUCACACAAUAAUGGACCUCACGCAAACCACCACGUACAAUUUUACAUUGUUGUCGAAAAACUCUCGAGGCGAGACCAAGAGCACAACCGGACAUACGACCUUUUCAACAUUAGGAGCUCCGUCUGCAAAUCCAGAUCGACCGGUGAAUUUUAUAUUUAAACCAAGACUACAGCAGACAGUAACACUAACCAUGCAUGCAGUUGGCAAUCCAGUGCCAUCAUUUAUGUGGGAGCAUGAUGGGGUCCUCGUUAAUAGUUCCGACUCUAACUAUACCAGCCAGGUCACCAUACAAGACGUUAACAUCAACAAUUACGGCAUUUAUACACUGGCGAUGGAGAAUGAGUUUGGAAAGAAACAGUAUAACUAUUCAAUUGAAGCCGAUGGUCCUCCAGAAAUGCCAUCAGCGCUGACUUUUACGACAGAAACAAAUUCUACAGUAAAUCUUACGUGGGUAUCUGGUUUUGACUACAAUAAUGCACAAACAUUUCACGUUCUUAUGAUUGGGAAGGGUAAAAGUAAAGACAUCGCACAAGUAAAGGGAAUAUCUAACGACACAGGAGGAGCCAAACUGUCCUUUCGUUUAACCAAUCUCGUUCCUGACACCCUCUAUAAUAUCGCAGUUACUUCACAGAAUGCAAGAGGAAAAUCAAAUAAGUCUAAAGUUUUGACAUUUGUAACAUAUGGUAAGCCACAAACGGACCCAAAUUACCAUGUUGUCAACGUUUCCUCACCUCGACUUAGCCAAACUGGAUCAUUUGUUAUGAAAGUGAUAGCAAAUCCGAAACCAAUGUUCUUAUGGAUACACAACGGUUUUAACGUUACACACGCUGAUACAAAUCUGACGUCUGCUGUCAGUAUUACAAAUGUUACUGCAGAUGACUACGGAGACUACAAUUUAGAUGUGCGAAAUUCAUACGGAGAGUCAAACUUCACUUUCAUUUUAAAGGCAACAGGGCCACCAGCGGGGAUUAAACUUUUGAAUGUAUCGCAAGUUACAGACAGUUCAGUCGUUGUAUUUUAUAUUCCUGGUUUUAACUACGGAACAAACCAAACUUUCACGGUGCAGACUCAUGCCGCAGAUGGCAAUUGGACAGACUUUGUUACCGAUCUAAAGGACAAGACGAACGGAAAAGGACAGACGGUACAGUCGAACACUAUAAAUAACUUAUCUCCAAGUACACUAUAUAUCAUUCGAAUGAUUGCUACAAAUUUUGAUGGGCCAUCUGAAGAAUCAAUGACGAUACAAUUUACGACGUCCGAAUCAAAACCAGGAAAACAUUCAAAGAAUACAGCUGCGAUAGCAGGAGGCAUUUCCGGCGGCGUGGCUGUGUUUCUUUUGAUUAUUGUCAUCGUUCUUUUUAUCAAGAACAAGCGAGCUAAUCGGACAAUCGAAGAGACACCAAGUUUUGAAGAACCUGAAGAGCAAAUGGAUCAACAUACAUACAGAUACGAUGACGCAGCCUUGCUGAAUUAGCAAUGAUAAUGCUUGACUUAAAGGCCUAGUUUAAGCAUUCUAUAAAUGACCCCCCAAAAA
Mya arenaria is the source of this 2805-nucleotide messenger RNA. RefSeq names its product hemicentin-1-like. The transcript has 15 exons. NCBI's taxonomy places the organism in Eukaryota, Metazoa, Mollusca, Bivalvia, Myida, Myidae. Gene Ontology annotation, molecular function: protein binding. Bases 151 to 2745 code for a protein of 864 amino acids. The record is from RefSeq and is a predicted model, not a curated record.